AUGCCAAGGAAGGUUUUUGUCCGGCGACUCAGUAUCGAAUCCUCUCACCUAGAGUUAGGGUUUUCUAUUCCAGGAUUUGAUCGCCGAAUGGGUGAGGUUUCGGGAGACGGUUCCGCUGAUUGCUUCAGCCAGAUGAUGUCAUCUAUGCCGGGUUUUCGCUUCCAUCCCACUGAUGAGGAGUUGGUGAUGUAUUAUCUGAAGCGGAAGAUUUGUGGGAAGAGGCUGAAGCUCAACGUGAUUCGUGAAACCGAUGUGUAUAAGUGGGAUCCUGAGGAGUUACCUGGGCAAUCUAUACUGAAAACUGGAGACAGGCAAUGGUUCUUUUUCUGUCACAGAGAUAGGAAGUAUCCUAAUGGUGCAAGGUCUAAUCGAGCCACCAGGCAUGGGUACUGGAAGGCAACAGGAAAGGAUCGUAAUGUAAUAUGCAAUUCUAGGACAGUUGGAGUGAAAAAGACCCUGGUUUUCUAUAUAGGCAGAGCUCCAAGUGGUGAACGGACUGAUUGGGUUAUGCAUGAAUACACCAUGGAUGAAGAGGAGCUUAAGAGAUGCCAGGGUGUUAAGGACUAUUAUGCACUUUACAAGGUGUACAAGAAAAGUGGACCUGGUCCAAAAAAUGGUGAACAGUAUGGUGCACCAUUUAAUGAACAAGAGUGGGCAGAUGAUGACGUAGUAGAUUUUAAUAUUCACCCAAUUGAUCAGGAGCCUCUUAAUGAUGUUAGUGAGACAGUUAAUGUACCUUUGCUUGAUGAUGAAAUCAAUGACAUCAUUAGAGAAAUUUUGGAUGAUGAGCUUGUCCUUGAUGAGCGACAUGUGAAUGUUUAUCCUGAAUUUUCUCAGGUUGUUACUGAAGAAACACAAAGUACUGUUGUGGAUCAGUUAUCUGAGCCUGUCAUGUUCCCUGAUGCGAUCAAUCCUAGCAGUCAAUAUUUUGAUGCGCAGCCCAGCUUUGACUUCAACCAGCCAAUUACGUCUCAUUUGCAAGUUUCUGAAGCAUCUGAGGUUUCUUCUGCCUCCAACAUUAGAACAAAGGGACUUGACUUGGAUGAGGAUGGCUUCUUGGAAAUUAAUGAUCUCAUUGAUAAUGAACCUGCAUUGUCAAAUAUGGAAAAUCCUGUGGAGUACCUGCAGUUUGAAGAUGGGUUAAGUGAACUUGAUUUGUACCAAGAUGCAGAGAUGUUUCUUCGUGACUUGGGGCCAAUUAUUCACCAACCAGAUUCACAUGCAUAUUCAAAUGCCCUUGUCAGCAACAAUAUUGAAAGUCAAAGUUACCAGUUCCUACCCAAUCUAGAGGAUGCCAACCAAACUGUUGGUGAAUUCUUGAUGCAUGGUGAAAGAAACACCCUGAUUCCAUCAGAAGGCUUUGUUGAUUCUUUCUCGUUAUCUUCCCCAGGUGUUGUAUAUGAAUCUGUCAGCUUUCCUACUGAAGGCAAUAACAAUCAAACUAGCACGGUGGAAGAUGUUACUACAAAUAGCUUCUCCUCUUCUCUCUGGGCCUUUGUUGAGUCAAUACCGACUACUCCUGCAUCAGCUGCUGAAAGUGCUUUGGUGAACCGAGCUUUGAAUCGAAUGUCUAGCUUCAGCCGGGUGAAGAUCAAGCACCUUAACAAUGCCGCAGGUAAAGACACCGCAACUAUGAAGAAAGCGGGCAGAAGGGGAUUUUCAAUCCUUUUCUUCCCUAUACUCAUUGCUUUAUGUGCUUUUUUAUGGAUUUUUGUUGGAAACUUGAGAUUAUUAGGGAGAUGUAUCUCUCCUUGA
This is a messenger RNA of Sphenostylis stenocarpa, 1755 nucleotides long. NCBI's taxonomy places the organism in Eukaryota, Viridiplantae, Streptophyta, Magnoliopsida, Fabales, Fabaceae. The record is from the annotation of a GenBank genome assembly.